Molecule: messenger RNA, 2153 nt
Organism: Halteromyces radiatus
Lineage: Eukaryota; Fungi; Mucoromycota; Mucoromycetes; Mucorales; Cunninghamellaceae
Exons: 4
Coding region: 37-1686 (549 amino acids)
Source: RefSeq, a predicted model, not a curated record
AUUUUUCUUUUCUUCUUCUUUAUUAUUCCUCAUAGUAUGACCACUUCUCUUUCCAAUGUUAACUCAUCAUCUUGCUCGACUAUUAAAACUGAAAAACAACAUACACUUAAUAAAAAUAACGCGAUAGACUUGCAUAACACAAGUAGUGGCGACUAUCAUAUUCGUGUUCUCGGGAUUGAUGAACAAGGUGCUAAAUCUCGCGUAGAAACUCAAAUCCGACUUUAUCUCGAAUUAACCAAUGGACAAGGGGAAAAGGUACAACAAUGGUCUCACUUACGCCUCCCUGAACCUUUAUUGACUCUUAAACGACGUGCAACCAAUAAAAGAAAAUCCAACGAGGAUCUUGAUGAUGAAAAUCAUGUGAUUCCUGAAGAGGCUAUACUUCAUCUUCGUGCUUCUGUGAUUUGUGAAAGUGAUAUUCAUCGCAAAGUGAAAAUGUGUCAAAGAUGUGUUUGGCGUGAGUGGAAACGUGCUGAUCGAAAAAAGGCGGGUAGAAAACUUGGAACAACCUCUGUUUAUGACGAAGGAUUGAUGGAACGGGAACGACAACGUAUUCUGUUAUUCAAUAGUGAUCCUUUGUUGGAUUUCAAUGCCGGCGAAUGUGUACUACCUACUCGUAUCACUUGUUAUUCUCGUCAUCAUGAUGAACGUCAAGGUUUCAGGAUCAAAUUUACUAUGCACAAUCAUCUUGGACAAUUGGUGGGUUCAGGUCAAUCGCCUCCUAUUAUGAUCACAGAUGAUCAUAAGAACUUAUCUAAACUAGGUGACAAUAAACGUAGACGACGACGACGACGAAAGUCUGUAUUAGAAGUCAAUGAAUCCUUACCUACACCCGAAGAAGAUGUUUUGGCUACAUUUGAUGAUUCUCAUAUCUUGAACACUACCGAACCAAUGGCGAUAAAGAAAGAAGAAGAUGUAUUUGAUUUGGCUACAUUUGAUGAUCAUUCCUUGACGGCAAUGUCAUCUUCUUUACAAUCAGAUGAAUCACUUUUGGAUCCUUGUCUAUUAUUCCCAACGACUCCUCCUCCUCCUAUGCAAGAUCUUCAAAUGUUUUUACCAUCAUUAUGGCCAUCACCUACUUCUUCACCACCUACCUCAUCCACUGAAAUAGGUUCGCCUUUAUCCUCCUCUUCACCCUCUUCGCCUUUGACAACCACAUCAUCAUCAGCUAUCACGUCCCCUGGGCUCUAUCAACAACAAUUCCAUCAACAACAACAAUUAAAGGAUCAACUUAGUCACCAACCAAUUUAUCCAUCAUCAUCCUUCAGCAUGUUACCACCACCUAUGAUGGCACCCAAGAUGGAAAGAAUGAUUCCUGAUCAUGCAUCGAUAGAAGGUGGGAUGGAAAUCACUAUUUUGGGCUCUCAUUUCCAUGAAGGAUUGACAUGUUAUUUUGGUGACCAACCUGCAUUGACGUCUUAUUGGAGUCCUACUACUUUGGUGUGUACAGUACCUUCAACCUCACGACUCGGCCCGGUGCUUGUUUCGUUGGAAAACCCUUUGAUGACCUCUCUCUCCAUGACUCCACUUGUUUUUACUUAUGAUUCUCCUCAACAAAAUAAUCACUCUUCCAAAUGGGAUGAACAAGUCAUCCAAACUAUCACUUGGCAAGCUUUGAAUCUCAACAUGGCUCAAAAUAUUCAUGAUGCUCGGCAAAUUGCUCUUCGGUUGAUCCAUCUAGAAUGACAGUUUAUAUAUAUUUUUUGUUUGUAUUUAUUUAGUUUGUAAUUUUUUUUUUAUGAUACCUUUUCUUGUAGUGGUUAUUAUUUUUUUUUCCAUGAUGACACUUUUUCUUAUGUACUUUUGAUAUUAUUUCCCUUCUUUUGUGUGUGUGUGUAUAUUUUUUUCUUAUGAUUCUUUUUAAUAAAAUAAUAAUAAUAAUAAAAUCCUUGUAUGUUUGAUGGUCUUUCGGUUUAUAGGGAAAAACUAAACAUCCGUUUUCCAAUGUUGUUGUUUGACCUUGCGGCGCAUGAAAAUAUUUUUUUGUCAUGCUGUCCAUCCAAUGGAAGAUAUCCAACUCAUCAUUCAACUUUAUCACUACCUUGAAACCAAAAAGUAAAAAAAAGUGGCGCUUGUGUGUGAUCACCCCACUCACUGAAACCCUCAGGCUGACUAAAAAAAAGGAAUAAUAGCGCGAUAAAAGUGAUCAUCCC